Suillus subaureus is the source of this 231-nucleotide messenger RNA. RefSeq lists its product as uncharacterized. The transcript has a single exon. The record is from RefSeq and is a predicted model, not a curated record. The coding region runs from base 1 to 231 and encodes 76 amino acids. Lineage: Eukaryota; Fungi; Basidiomycota; Agaricomycetes; Boletales; Suillaceae.
AUGAACAAAAUGCUCACAAAUUGUGCCCUUGCAAUGCUGAUUGACUCUGGGCUACCAAAGACCUAUUGGUCCCAUGCAUUCUGCACAGCAUCCUACCUCAUUGCAUGUGGUCCUGCAUUAGGAAUAAAGGGACAGACACUGUUUGAAAAACUCACCAGUUGCAAGGUCAAUAUCUUAGGUUUGAGAGCUUUUGGCUGCAGAGCCUACUCCCUGAUACCAAAAGACCAAUGA